AUGUUCUCGCGACAAGUCCUCCGCUCCGUCCGGGCCGCCGCUCCCCAGCGCGCCCUCGCCCUCCGCGCCGCCCCCGUCCGCUCGUUCGCUGCCGCCGCGGCUCCCACCGAGGUCAAGGCCCCCGUGGCCGUCUUCGGCGUCGACGGCACCUAUGCCACCGCUCUGUACACGGCUGCCGUCAAGACCUCGACCCUCGACCCCACGGCCAACGCCCUCACCAACCUCGGCGCCCUCCUCGAGAAGGACCCCAAGCUGGUCACCAUCCUCGCCGCCCCUACCCUGACCGACGCCGACAAGUCCUCCAUCGUUGAGGAGCUCGUCAAGCAGUCCGGCGCCUCCAGCGAGACCGUCAAGAACUUCCUCAACACCCUCGCCGAGAACAACCGACUCGGCCUCCUCCCCGGCGUCGUUGAGAAGUUCGCCACCCUCAUCUCCGCCGCCCGCGGCGAGGUCGAGGUCACCGUCACCAGCGCUCAGCCUCUUGACAGGCGCACUCUCAGCCGAUUGGAGACUGCCGUCUCCAAGUCCUCCUACAUCGGUGCUGGCCAGAAGCUCAAGGUCACCAACACUGUCAACUCCGACAUCGUUGGCGGACUCGUCGUCGAGAUUGGCGACCGAACCAUUGACCUCAGCGUCUCCGCCCGCAUCGCCAAGAUGAACAAGCUCCUGACCGACUCCCUGUAA
Messenger RNA from Ilyonectria robusta, 684 nucleotides. Its product is annotated as ATP synthase delta subunit-domain-containing protein. Lineage: Eukaryota; Fungi; Ascomycota; Sordariomycetes; Hypocreales; Nectriaceae. The coding region runs from base 1 to 684 and encodes 227 amino acids. The record is from RefSeq and is a predicted model, not a curated record. Gene Ontology annotation, biological process: proton motive force-driven mitochondrial ATP synthesis. The transcript is spliced from 4 exons. Gene Ontology annotation, cellular component: membrane. Gene Ontology annotation, molecular function: proton-transporting ATP synthase activity, rotational mechanism.